This is a messenger RNA of Calidris pugnax (ruff), 5068 nucleotides long. RefSeq names its product ankyrin repeat domain 34B (gene ANKRD34B). Gene Ontology annotation, molecular function: protein binding. Bases 453 to 2009 code for a protein of 518 amino acids. The record is from RefSeq and is a predicted model, not a curated record. Lineage: Eukaryota; Metazoa; Chordata; Aves; Charadriiformes; Scolopacidae. The transcript has a single exon.
CAGGAUUCAUUAAUUCCUUGCUUUUUGGGUGUAUCGAAUGUAAAGCAAUUAGAGUGCAGAGAAUUAAAACUUUUUUCGCAGCUUAUUUGGCGGAGUGUGACAAAAGGGAGAACAGUCAAAAAAAAAAAGUGACAGCCAUGGUUUAAACUCCUAUAAAUGUUAUAACUACAUUCAGGUAGUAUUUUAAGUUUUUAAUGCAUUUCUUGAAGCCUGGGAGGUGGGAAUACCAAUUCCCACACAACUGGGAAAACAGUUUUGUUUUGGGUUUUGUUUUUUUUCCCUUCAUCCUCUUGUCACAAAGUACGAGGGUGUUUACAGGAGCAGUUUGUACCUUCUUUUUCCUAUUUUCUUUGUUUCCUGGGGAAGGAGCGGGGAGCUGUGUGUCAUUCUGCUUUCCCUGAAGCCCAGGUGUUGUUUCCAGCGUCCAGGAAGGUGUGAGUGAGACAAGGGUGAUGAUGGAGUCGGUGGAGUUGCCGGCGGAGGGGAAUCCCCUGAUCAGAGCCGUCUACCAGAGCCGCCUGCGCCUCACCAGGCUCCUGCUGGAGGGGGGUGCCUACAUCAACGAGAGCAAUGACAGAGGUGAAACCCCCUUGAUGAUUGCUUGCAGGACAAAACAUGUGGACGCCCAGAGCGUCAGCAAGGCCAAGAUGGUUAAAUACCUGCUGGAGAACAAGGCUGACCCCAACAUACAGGACAAAGCUGGAAAGACAGCCUUGAUGCACGCCUGCUUGGAAAAAGCAGGCCCCGAGGUGGUGUCUCUGCUGCUGAAAAGUGGGGCGGACCCCAGCCUGCAGGAUCACUCCAGUUGCUCUGCACUUGUGUAUGCAAUCAACUCUGGGGACAAGGAGACCUUGAAAGUUCUUCUCAACGCCUGCAGGGCGCGGGGGAAAGAAGUCAUCAUCAUCACGACGGACAAGUCCCCCUCGGGAAGGCAGAAAACGAAACAGUACCUAAACGUGCCUCCUGCAGACCUCGAGGAGUGCCAUUCCCCCACUGCUUGCACUUCCCCGUCGGAAAUAGAGCUGAAAACAUCUCCAUCCCUGCUUACAAGUUCAAACGAAACUAAAAAGGCACUGCUCAACUUUAAAGACCUGGAUCAUCCACAGAGCGUGGACAGUUCAUCUCAGACAGUCUCACCGACGAGAAGAUCCAGCUCAACAAAAACAGGGUCCAAGCUGGCACAAGUGCAGUGGCUGCAGUCUGAGCCUUGGAUAAAAAGCUCUCCAUCGCUCUUUCACCAGAGUAAAAUUGCCUCUUUACAAGAAGAACUUCAGGAUAUUACUCCAGAAGAAGAGCUCUCUUUUAAAAUCGAUGGCCUGGCCUUAUCAAAGAGAUUCAUCACCAGGCACCAAAGUAUUGACAUAAAAGACACCACUCAUUUAUUGAAAACCUUUGAUCAGACUGGAUCCAGGAAAUUAUCAUACGAUGAGAUAAACUCUCAGACUCCUUAUGUUGAAGACAAGCAUAACCCCAGUGGGAUUCCUAUGGGUAAGGAUGCCAGUUCAGGACAAAUCCGCUUCAUUUCAAACCUGAGCAGUAUUAUCCAGAAAAGAAAUUUAGGAGCAAAUCACUACAGCUCUGAUUCUCAGUUAACUACUAGUCUAAGCCCUGCUGCUGCAGAAGACUUUAAGUCAGUGACAGGAAAGAAGAAGAUUCCUUCUCCAUCUCACGCUGUGUUACCAAGUUCUAGAGAAGUACUGGAGAACAUGCCUGCUGUUACUCUGAGCAGGAGAAAUCAAGUUUUUCUAGAAAGGAGGGGUUCAGGACCCUUAUUGUUGGACCACGUGGCUCAGACAAGACCAGGUUUUCUUCCGCCACUGAAUGUGAGUCCUCACCCCCCGGUUCCAGAUAUUACUUUCAUAAACAGGGUUUCUGGGGUGAUUUCUUGUGGACAAACCCACUUAGUACCAGCCGCACCCGCUUUCCCUAGGGAGACCAAAAAUACGAGAAUGCUGCUGAGGAGGCAGUCAUUACAGACUGAGCAGAUUAAGCAACUAGUGAAUUUUUAACAGGGGAUUAACGAGUUACGAAGUCCUUACAAUGUGUACAUAUUUACUGCACUACUGAAUUGUGAUGAUACCUAUUACAAAAGAUAGUAGGUCUGUGAUGUAAGGCACUCUGCCUUGGAAUGUGUUAAAUAGCUUACAGACUACUCCAAAAGAUAAACUUAACUAAUGAUGCUGCUUUAUUGAAACUGAGGAAUGUUUAUUAUACUGUUUUCAUGAUGUUUUCAACUUCAGCACUGAAAUCUUACCUGUGACAGGCGGAACGCACAACAGGUCUCAGGCACUGCAGUUCUCCUUUUAGGUUGGAAAUGCUGUCCCUCCUACGUUUCUGCACCCAGAAGGGUGGUACACGUGGGAUUUGGGAACUCAAAAUAUCUGGCUGUGAUGCUGGAUGCUGGACUGACUCUGUCCGAGUUGUGCCCUAUCCAGAAAUCCCACCCACAGCCGGUGUGCACGCGGGGUGGGCAGUGGCAGGUCUGCACAGUAGCAUCCUCUGGCUUUAGUGGCUUCACCGCACGUAAAUGGACAAUACACAGAGUCAGUAAAAUUCAUGUUGCAGAGCUGUGCCCAGGAAAUCCCAGUUGAAGACUGGGAAGCCUGCCUUUAGGUGCCUUGCUGCCCACUGGAAGUCGGUGUGAUACCAAGAGCACUGGAGAGCUCAAGUUCAGCAACGUGAUUCCUGGAGGCUGAGUCAAGAAGCCACCACAGCGAGGAACAACUCCUGAACAACCUCCUGUAAAAUGACCAAGCCCUGCUGGUGGUGUCAGUGAGGAGCAUCAGUCAACUUGGGCUUCUCAAGCUACACUCGACUGCUGGACUCCACUCAUUUAAAAAGAGGAAGGGUUGGGGGAAGCAGAGGCUGCAUCUAAACCAGGGUCUGCUACUUUCUGUAGUUCCAGACUCUCAAAACACAGAUCUCCAGCUCGUGCAGGAGCUCUUUCUCCCCGGUCACAGGCCUGGGUUUCUUAUCAAGAGGGGAUACAGCUGGUGGGACACAUCCAGAUGUUGUCUCGAUCAGCAAGGACACUUCACACACAUGCUUGGGAGCAAGGAAGAGAGAGCUCUGUCUUGCUCAGACAGACCUAGAAGGAAUCCAACAGCAAUGAUACUCACCUGGGAGGUGGAAGUCCUCCUUUUGCCUGAUUUGAAGCAGAGGACUGAAUUUCUUAGAGAAGAGAAACAUGCCUUUGCCUCCAAGCUGUUGUGUAUUUUUACAUAUCUCUGUGUAAAACCUAUUUUUCCUUCCCAUGUCAUGUUCUGUGAUUCCAAGGGUCUACCUUGUCUUUGUGCACAUCCCAUAGAUGGUUGAUUUCUGGUUGAUUUUAUAACUCAUCUUCUGAAGAUUGAGUAAUAUUGAAUGUGUUCUGUUUUGUCAUAAUUUACAGAAAUUAAUUGUAUUGAAAUUGUGUUUGUAUAAUGUGAAUUUCUGUGUACUGAAAUGAGAAGGUUUUGUUUUGUUUUGUUUUUUGGAAAUGCACAGUGGGUAUUGUCUGCCUUCUUGCAGUUUCAGUCAAAAUUCACCCAGUCUGACAUUUCCUGACAAAUAACUGCAGUGUUACUUAGCUUUGCCCUUAGUACAAGGCAGUGUCAAGUGGAUGAUAAGCAUACAGUCUCUGUAAAUGCCUUUUCAUGUGAAAAUAUAAGGAUGUCCAACAGUUCAUAACAUGCAUGUUCUGAAGAAGGGAACAUUUGACAUCUGGGAAGUACAAGGGUAUGGUUUACAUCUCCACACAGCGGAGUUGUGUAUCAAGUGAUGGUCUGAAACUACAGAUUUAAAUGUUGGAAUCAAUUUUGUGACACAAAAUCUCUGCAGUCUCUGGUGGUGGCUGCCAGAAGGCAGAUGCUCUGACUGUUGGUUCUCUGUCCGGGCUCUCAAAGGUAGCUAGAAUCAGCAGAGAUGUGAAUCUGUAUCACCACUGUCAAAAUUCACUCUUCCCCACCCAAUACAGGUGUGGAAGGCCGUGGUGUCCUUGUCCUCCUGUGGUCACAGCUCAGCUACCUGGUGACAGCUGGGAAGGCCCACGGUGAGCGAUGGCAUUUGACGUCCCCAGAUGUGAUUGUCACACUUGUUUAGCUUCUCGCCCCUCAAGAACCAUCAGUGCCAGUCACAAAAAAUGAGUGCUGGCAAACCCAUUACUUGUUUGGUUUUUAUUUAAUUGGAGAUGGACUCUUCAUCCGCUGAAAGAUUCUUGGUCAUUUAUGGAUUGGCUGGCAAACCCUAGUCUUGGCAUGAACACAAAAAAGAAGUGUUCACUAUGGUAAAAAAAAAUAAUAAGUAAUGCAAACCCAACCCCUGAGUUUGCACAUUAAGCAUCCAAAAAUGAGGAAAUUCCCAAAGUGAAGUUAUUUACAUUUUAAGAGGUAUCAAAUACCAGUGGAAACAUGGUAAAGGUAAUGGGAGUCUUUGGUUCCAUUCAGGUUCUGUCUUCAGGAGAUGUUGCUGGAUCAGCAUCUGCAUAUCCCAGGUAGAAACAAUGUUUACAUGGAAAUCUUUUUAUGACAGAGAAGUUAAAUGGAAUAAUAUAUGUCAAUAUUAAAUUAUUAACUGGUCCCUACAAGCACCAUAAACAGACACAACAGAAUUUUCAAAUAUUUUUAUGAUAUUAUAAAUGGAAAUGGCAAUUUGUAGUCAGCUCACAAUGAAGUUAAUUGAAGCUAAAAAUGCAUCUUUUAAACAAUAUAAAUUGUUUUUUAUAAAAAAAUAAUCAACAGAUCAGGUGUUCAGUAUCUUUGCUGAAAGCAUAAAGCCCAAUUUCUGCUAUAUUGAUUUUAAAACUAAGUACAGAUAUGGGGUUACUGAUCCCUCAACUGAAAUGGUAAUUUUGCUACGAAAUGCUCAGACAACAGAGGGAAAUGGCGAAUGUCUCAAAAAGUGAAGUUUUUCUGUAGCGUUGCCAGUAUUUUGUGCUUACUUUUGAUGCAGAUGUGAAAGGUUGACAUUAAUGUUUAUUGUUGCAUCGGUGUUAAAAGUGACCUUCAAAGGAAAAAAAAAAAAACAAUUCACUUUUGUUCUCUUGAUGUUGUUACGGUGCAUAAAUAAAAGUUAUUUUUUUCCCCAAUUC